AUGAGCGCUACAUUCAAUGAUUUAUGUUCUCCAGGUGGUUCAGAAUAUGGUGAUGGUGAUCAUGCUGAUGAAAUAUCCGCUGUUCCUGGUAGAAGAGGCAGGAAAAAGAGUAUAAAACAUAUGAACUUAGGUCUUUCUGAUGAUGAUUAUGGUGCUUCAUCGAUAAAAAAUAAUAAAACUGUUAUUCGGAGAGGUAGACCUCCAAAGCCAAAGGGUCUUUCAUUGCAUAUUUCAGAAGCACCGAAAGAUAUAUCUUGGGUUGAAAAGGAAGUUUUGAAUGAUGAGAUUGUAUUAGACGAAAUUGAUUUUUCUGGUGAGAAAAAAGUUAAUAACUUUGGUGUUUUGGAGGAUGGAAGAAAAUAUCGAUGUAGGACAUUUACUGUUUUAGGACGUGGAGAUCGUUUAUAUAUGCUUUCUACAGAGCCGGCUUAUGUUUUGGGAUAUCGUGAUCCGUAUCUUUUUUUCUUAAAGCAUUCAUCUUUGUAUAAUGUUAUACUUAAUGAGGAAGAAAAGUUGGACUUAGUUCAAAGGAAUAUUAUUCCUGAAUCAUAUAAAAGACGUUCAGUUGGCGUAGUUACGGCAAGAUCUGUUUUUCGUGAAUUUGGUUUUCGUAUUAUAAUCAAAGGAAAGCAGGUUGUUGAUGAUUAUUGGGAAAGUUCUACUUUUAAAGGUCAAACCCGUUCAGAUAAUGUAAAUUCUGAUAAUAAACUUUUGUUUGAAAAUAUGGAGUAUGAUAAAAAUCAUCACAUAUCUUCGCUCGGUACUAGUUCUGUUUAUCAAUAUAAUCCGGAAUUUGAAUCUGAAAUAUAUAGAAAGAAAAGAAAGGUUACUAUUACUGAUGAAAAUUGGAUGUUAGAACAUGCUCGAUCUGCUAGUCGAUACAAUAGUUUUUUAACGAUUCAAAGAAGAGAAAAGUGGGCAUUUGGUGUUUAUGAACCACAUACAAAUACUCAUCUUCGAUUUGCUACUUCUCAGCCUACUUCAGUAAGAUGGCAAGGUGGAAUAGAUAGUGAUAAGGUUAAUUCUGGUUCAAAAGUGAUUCUCGAAACUUUGAUGGAAAUAAGACCCAUUUCUGGCUCGUGUGUGCACUUGAGUGAUAUCCCAAAAGAUGUUUAUAAAGUUUGUUCUUCAGAAAUAUUACAUGCGAUUAAAGAAAGACAAGAAGAAGAAAAGAAUUAUGAAUAUUUAAAAAUUGAAAAAUGCGUUUGAUAAUUCAAAUUGUUUUUUAAAUUAUAGAUUUUAGUAUUUGGGUUAUAACUUUUUUUACCAGUUGUCUUUUAAUUUUCUAUUCAGGA
Pneumocystis murina B123 is the source of this 1295-nucleotide messenger RNA. RefSeq lists its product as hypothetical. Gene Ontology annotation, molecular function: chromatin DNA binding. Bases 1 to 1209 code for a protein of 402 amino acids. The transcript has 2 exons. NCBI's taxonomy places the organism in Eukaryota, Fungi, Ascomycota, Pneumocystomycetes, Pneumocystales, Pneumocystaceae. The record is from RefSeq and is a predicted model, not a curated record. Gene Ontology annotation, cellular component: nucleus.